Dreissena polymorpha is the source of this 2138-nucleotide messenger RNA. RefSeq lists its product as uncharacterized. The record is from RefSeq and is a predicted model, not a curated record. NCBI's taxonomy places the organism in Eukaryota, Metazoa, Mollusca, Bivalvia, Myida, Dreissenidae. The coding region runs from base 396 to 1976 and encodes 526 amino acids. The transcript is spliced from 2 exons.
UUCUCCACAAAAUACGGAAAUUACGUGUUUGCCUUUCUGCGCAGUUACGUUUGUGACACACAUUACUCCCACAGAGACAACUUUUGGGUUUUUCUGAUCAACUAUUUAUAGAGUUGCGAUAUAUUUAAUAAAUGCCAGCGUCCCUACUGAGUGCUUAAGGUUUUACUGGUUUUUCAUUUAACUCCGGAUAUAAAUGAAUACGAAGUCUAGCUAUGGCAACUAAAACAUUGCUAAAAUCUUUGGACCCACCAAGAAAUCUGCUUUUUGAUUCCGCAAAUGUUUGCCUAAAUGCCAUGCGAGCAGCAAGAAUAUCCACUCGGCAUGUGCAAAGUGCGAAACUGAAGCUGGUAAUAUCACGGCGAUUCAUCAAUUGAAAGCAACAGGCUUUUCUGGAAAUGUUUCCACAGACUAGGCGAACAAAAACCGUAGUAGAGGGCUCAGUGAACCAUGGCGAUGAUAAAUCACGUCAAUUGUUCAAACUCUUAGACUAUGUUGGCUACAGUCAUGAUAUUAUCGCAGAAAGGCGGAGAGUGUUCCAUGGGAUAGACGAGAUGAUUAACAAUGCAAGAGAGGACAAAAUUGUGCAAGUAACAGCCGGCAGCAAGGCUGAAGGCUUAGCAUCGUGUUUUGAAAGCGACUACGACUACUUGAACAUAUAUCAAAAUAUUGUUUGUCAAUUUGAAAUUUUAACAAAUAUGUUUUCAAAUGACACAACAGGGUUUUGCAUGUUAGGGGAAGCAUGCCACCCAGGACAUUACACACUGAAGUUGUUAACAAGAGGUGUUAAGUCGCCGAAAAACCUUGAAGCGUCGCUAGUCACAAACCAAAAUGGUGAAAUUUUCAUUUCUAGUGAUUUGUUUACGAAAGAAUUUGAGCGAACCAUUUCUUUUGAUUCAGAGGGUGGAUGGAACAAGGCAGCUAGGACGGGGCCCGCCGUCCCUUCGACCCGUGGGAUAUAUCGCAGGGAUGACGUGUACGCAUUUCGCUGCGUUGUCCAAAAAGAGGUUUUAGCCGACUGGGCUAAACGGGAGAGACCCUUUGGGUGGCCAUGUGCUGACGUCAUAAAUGACGUCAUAAAUCUAGAUGCGCAGCUAGUACCUGUUGGAUGUAAGGGUUCAAGUAAUCGAGGCAUGGAAUGGCGCAUUUGCUUUAUUUAUGCGGAAUUGAAGCUAACUGAAACUUUAAACGAGUGUCAGUAUAAACUGUACAUUCUACUGAAAAUUAUGAACAAAGAGGUACUUCAUCCAAUCUGCCGUGAUAUGUCGUCUUUUAUCAUGAAGAAUGUGGCAUUCUGGAUUGUAGAGUCGCACCGUCAAGAGAUAUUCCGUGAGCAGAACCUAAUGCCCGUCUUACAACUUGCUCUGAAAUUCCUCAAGACUGCACUUGCCAAUAAUAAGCUUCCGUACUACAUGAUACAUGGUAGGGACCUGUUGAUUGGACGAACUACUGUAAACGAAAGGUCUAAAUUAAUCAGUAAAUUAGAAGAACUUAUCACUGAAGAUGGACGGGUAAUAUAUCGGUUACCGAAACUGCGAGCGGCUAUGGAGACUGUCCCUCCCGACGAACUUGAACAAACGAGAAAGCGUAGGGACAAACUUGAGCGCCUUGAGUUGACGCGCCAGUACAGGAACGCGUCGUACAGGGCAUCAAAUUUUCAACGGGAAGAGAUAGCCAUACUGAAUUGGAAUGACAAGAUAUACCGGGAUUCCAUCUAUGAAAUGUACGACAUGGUAUGUCCGCAAUGGAGAGACUAUUUAAUAGCGGACAAUCGAACAGAGACGCUGAACGCGGUAUUACAAAGCAUCGGGGACGCCGUUACCUUCAGGGAUCAUUAUUUGAGAUUCGCCCACAAUAAUCUCAGUAUUCUUUGGCCUCAUCUGAAAUCGGAAGUAACGGUAAAGGAAGAUACACCCAAAGAGCUGAUAAUGGAACUUAUCGCCAUUUUACGGGUAAAAAUAGAGAGAGCUUUGUCGUAGAAUAUAAUAUAAAUUCGAUGCUAACCUUUUUAUCAAAGUGUAUUAACGUGCUGAACAUGUUUGUUGGAAAUAUGAUAACUAUAUAUAUUUCCCAUAAAGGGUUACAUUCAAUACUGCCAAACGAUGUGCUGAAGACAUAGUUAUUUUAGGUGUGUACAUGCA